AUGAUUGCUUCGGGCGCUUCGAAGCAGUGCUUGCCCCGUGCCGAAGAUCCAACCGACAGGGAGGGAGUGAGGAUGCGGGCGAGAAGCUGCAGCGCUUCCUGCGGGCCCGAUGUGUGCCGGGAAGCGCGCUGGUGCUGUCGAUCUCGGGAGGAGUGGAUUCUAUGGUCCUCAGUCAUUGCGCGGUUGCCCUGCGAGAUCACCUCAAGCUCAAGUUGUCCGCGGUUCACAUCGACUACAACGCGCAUCCGAACAGCGCGUUGGAAGCCAACUUCGUGGAAAGUGGGCCUGCCGCUUUCGGUCGUCCGGCUGCCCGAGCAGAUGAGGGCUCAGCCCCGCAACACGUUCGAGGACUUCUCCCGCAAGGUGCGCUACGACGCUUAUCGGGAAGCCGUGGGGAUUUCCGGGGCUUUGGCCGUGCUGACCGGUCACCACGAAGACGAUGCAGCGGAGAAUGUUCUGUCGAACCUUCUGAUGGGCCGCAGCCUUUUCCACCUCCCUGUACUGGGCCCGGAGGCGCUGAUAGAGGGCGUCACGGUCUGGCGGCCGUUUUCCGGCUUGCCGAAAAGAGCCCUCAUUCGCUUCGCAAGAAGGUAUGGCAUACCGCACCUGCGAAACAACGAUCCGCCCGCUGGGCGGCGGGCGGUGCUCCGACGUGAGGUCUUUCCGACCCUGGACAACGCCUUUGGGCAGAGAACACUGCGCAAUGUCGCUCGGGUCGGGCGCUCUGCGAAAGAUUGGAAGCGGAUCAUCGAUGACCAGAUCCUUGCCCCAUUUUGGAAGACGGUGCGGCGGUUCCCGCAUGGUGUGCUAGUCCCGCUGGGGGGCUACGCUUCGUGGCCGCUGGCGUUCUGGGAGGAAGCGUUGGUGGGGAUCUUUCACGCAAUGGGCCGGCCCAUGCUCUCAAAACGUUCGGUUGACAAGUUGGUGGACGCCCUUCAAGCGAAGAAGUCUGCAUGGCUCCCGAUCCACAAGCAGCUAUGCCUCUUCGUGGAUGGCCAGCUACAUCAACUCGCCAUCCUGGAUGCCGAGCUGCUCCCAAGUAGGAAUGAGGAGAUGGGUUGCUGGAGGGCGGACCCCAGCGAGCCCGCAACUGCUGGGUGCGGCAACAGUCCCAAAAAACAGGAGGCGUUGUGCGGACUUCUGAGCGGCUCCCUGCUGCUGGAACUCAGGGCUCCGCCUGGUCGCACUGUGAAGAUCCACGUGGACCUUCCAUCCAAGAUCAAAGCUCGCCUCCCCGCACCUGAUACCAUUGCACGUUCUUGCGGGCUUAAUGCUGUCGCAACUCAGAUGGUCCAGCUGACUGCAGUGCUUGAUCCGUUGGACGACUGGUGCCGAGUCUCGGGGAGGAGGCUCGCCAGCUACGAGGUCUGGGAUGAGAAGGCCGUCGCAGCGUCCGGUAGCCACGAGCGCUACGGCGGAUGGUUGAAGACGCCCCUCGUGCAUGACCUUGCCAUGUCACCAUACGAAGCUGUGCCGUACGUGUGCCUGCGCGUGAGUGGCAUCCCCGCGACCCAGCAGCCUGCAAAGCAUGGCCCGCUAUUGAUCCACUGCGGGGGCCCAGGAAGUGGCAGGGAGUGCCUCCCCAAGAAGGGAUUCGACAUUCGCGGAGAAGGCAACGCGAGCAAUCUCAACUCCCAUUUCGACUGGUGGGCGAUUGACCAGCGAGGAGUUGGCUUGCAAGGAAUGUUCCCCACUGGGGAGAAUGACACGGUACCUCCUUGCCCCUUCAAGUAUCCUUCGGGGGAGGCAAUCCAACCUUUCCCAGAGUUCCAGUGCAGCGAGCUGAUGAAGUCGGGGCUUGGCUUCGACCAGAUCGCGCAGCUGAUGCUGGGUGCCGAUGCAUCGGAGAGCGACAUCGAGGAGGCGAAGGAGUAUGUGUAUACCAUCCUCGCCGUGGGAGGGCUCACGGAGACUGACUCAGGCAUCCUGGCGUAUAACGAGACCUAUGUCCGAUGGUUCUACCGGCUCAUUAAGCUGGAGCACAGCCUCUGCUACAUCGCCCCACGAUUCAAGCUGAAGUCCCCCAGUGGUCGUGAGUACAACGCCCUCCAGUUUGGCGGGACCAUCGACUUGGUCCAAGACAUCGACCUAUUCCGACGUGCUGUUGGGGCAGCCAAGAUGUCGAUCUACGGUAUGUCCUACGGUACAGCAGUGGGAGGGUCCUAUGGAACGAUCUUCCCUGAGAAUACAAAGCGGCUGGUCUUGGAUGGGGUGGUGGAUCCCUUUCCGGACGUCGAGCGGCGGGGUGAGCUCUUUGCAAGGGGCAUCACGGCGACCUGGAACGGCAUCACCUCGGCCUGUGACCUCUCCAUCCUGGAGACCACGGCCGAUGAGCUGUGCCCUGCGGCACCACUGUCGGAAAACAAGGCGUUGCGCCUGAUUCAAGACUCGAGCAACCCCGCCAGGGCAGCUUUUAUCAUGAAGCUUGCGGAGCUCGCUAUCUUCAAGUACCCGGAGCCAUUGGCCAGUGUGGUCUUGGCUUGUGUUGAGAAGUAUACCUCCGGCAGGGAGGCAGACAGCUGUCCAGACUGGCUUCAACAAAUCGUGCCCGUCGUCAUUCUUAGUUCAACUUCGAAUUCCACCGAUUCGAGCAACUCGAGUUCGAACUCAACAAACUCGAGCUCUACCAGGCGGCGGCGUAUACGACAGGACUGGUUCCGGCUUAGUCAGCAGGCCUUGGUGAUGGGAACAGACACCGCUGGACGAUUGAACGAAGAGGCUGUCAUUCGCUGGUGGAAGGACUCCUUAGCAAUGCAGCCACUUGGCACACCCUGGUCCCUGGGUUGGGUGGUGGCGAUCAGCACCUGGCCCGCAAAUGCCAGACCGGUGCCGCCUUUGGGAGCGGUGAAUGUCAGCCCGCUGGUGGUCGGGAACCUGCACGACCCGAACACUGCCUACCAGAGUGCGCAGCUGGCCAAGAGCGCCUUCCCGCAGGGCCAUCUCAUGACAUGGCAGGGUUUCGGGCACUGCAUUGGGAUGAUCGGACCCGUGGGAGAGCUCAUCUCAGAAAGCUACAAGAAGGCGGAAGAAAGUAAGCAGCUGAUGAACAUCACCUUUUCAUUGGCAAAGUAUGCCUGCGUGUCGCGCAUCCAGAACUACCUGGAAACGGGGGAGCUUCCACUCGACGGGCACACGUGCCUUGUCCCACGGCUUCUUGACACAGGCAGGGCGUCACUAGCCAGAGGUCUUGAAUUCAUGAGGAGGUUGUGGGACAUUUCACAGGAGUCCUCAACGGAGGAGCUCUAA
This is a messenger RNA of Symbiodinium natans, 3246 nucleotides long. The record is from the annotation of a GenBank genome assembly. Lineage: Eukaryota; Dinophyceae; Suessiales; Symbiodiniaceae.